AUGCGAGUGAUGCGAUCGGCCGAGGCAAGUGUUAGACAUGUUGUCCUUAAGAUGAAUUUGCUCCGCAUUGGUGCUAACGAUUUUUUGAAAUUCCCAAAAAUCAUUGUGUGCAUUGCAAACAGGGAAAUCCCAUUAAGGAAUUCAUCUGGUGUUUUAACAGUUACCCCUAAUGGAGAUCUCGUUCUUUUGAAUAGCAGUGGCAUAGCUAUUGGAAACUGGCAACCUUGCAUGAAAUUCGGAUGGAGCACCGACACAAACAGGUAUUUAACAUCAUGGAAAGAUGUUAGUGACCCCUCUCCUGGAGACGUUACUUUUCGACUCGAAAAUAUUGGGAUGCCUCAAUUUGUUCUUCUCAAGGGAUCAGAAACGAUUUACCGGUCAGGGCCAUGGAAUGGAAUUGAAUUUAGUGGUUCUUGUUAG
This is a messenger RNA of Olea europaea var. sylvestris, 420 nucleotides long. Its product is annotated as S-locus-specific glycoprotein S6-like. NCBI's taxonomy places the organism in Eukaryota, Viridiplantae, Streptophyta, Magnoliopsida, Lamiales, Oleaceae. The coding region runs from base 1 to 420 and encodes 139 amino acids. The record is from RefSeq and is a predicted model, not a curated record. The transcript is spliced from 3 exons.